Messenger RNA from Amphiprion ocellaris (clown anemonefish), 2398 nucleotides. RefSeq lists its product as uncharacterized. NCBI's taxonomy places the organism in Eukaryota, Metazoa, Chordata, Actinopteri, Pomacentridae. Bases 1120 to 2292 code for a protein of 390 amino acids. The transcript has 3 exons. The record is from RefSeq and is a predicted model, not a curated record.
CUGAACUACCUUCUUACAAUGAACUUAAAAGACUUCUUGAGAAAGAAAAGAAACUGGAGUUACAUGCAAUAACGCUAUCCGACUACUGGCGGCAGAACAUCAUACCUCGUGGGCUCCGGAUAAAUAAAUUUCCAUCCUUUGGACAAGAUAACCUUGAAUUUAAACAAAAAUGGGAGUCCGUACUAAAUAAAUGCUCUUUUGACCUGAUGCUAUUACUGAUUGAUGAGGCAAAAAAUCAAAGAGAAGAAAUCAAACAGAAGAUACCGGAAGUAAAACGGAAGUUGUCACUUGUCAACGUGACACAACAACAGAAGGAGGAAGCAGCUAUCACUGAAAGUAAAAUAAACGACGACAUACGUGAGCUGACAAAGACCAUCACAAGUACAAAAAUGAAUAAGUUUCAAAGAGACAAAAAAGAUUAUGAUGAAGGAGCCAUCUAUUCUUGGCAGCGCCGGCACACCCGGGGACCACCGAGACGCGGCCGUACAGUCUCAUUCAGCUUACCGGGCAGCACCACAAGUGAGGACGAGGACCGCUCUGACACAAGUCUGGCUGGUUCUUCUCAUUUUUUAGACAAAACCCGGACACCUCACAGUGGCGCAGGAAGAAAACACGGCGGGGCAGACGGGGGAGGAGGAAAACGACAGCUGAGACCUCGACAGCCCCAUCAAAAUUACCACCACCACCACAAACGGUAAUCAAUAUAUCUAAUGUUCCUCUCCCACCAGACUGUCAAAAACUCCUAUCAAGGGGAUUAUCUUUUGCACCUACUCACAUAACCAAUAGUUUUCAAACUAGAAUAGAGCUCUAUAAAUUCUACCGCAACCUACAUUUAAAAACAUGGUACCACACACACCCCUCGCCCUGUACCACUUCAUCCACGGACCCUUCACAGCCCCUAUCCUACUUUAAACGAAAAUCAACCUUCUUCCCACUGAGUAACAACUCAUGCUUAAACGCAUUUAUGAAGAAAGUCGAUCAUGAUGUCAACUUGAUUCUACAAAAUAACACAGCAACUACGUCAAAUUUGUGCUCAGGUGAAAGACGAGCUAUGGUGUGGCUUAAAAAAGAAGAAGACAUCGUGGUGAGAAGAGCGGAUAAAGGGGGAGCUACAGUAAUAUGGGGAUCGUCUCUACCAACAAACCAAGGGGACUGCCAUGGGGGCUUCAUACGCCCCCAACUAUGCGGGAUUAUUUUUGGGGCUAUGGGAAGAGAGAACAACUUCAAGAAUUUCAUCAAUAUUUAAACAGCACUAAUCCUAACAUCAAACUCAGUUUGGAAUUCAGCAACAAAGAAAUAAACUUCUUGGACCUUCUAAUAUCACUGGAUGAACAAGGCUCAAUACACACAUCUCUGUUCAGAAAAAGUACAGAUCGAAAUACUGUUUUACAUGCUGAAUCCUUCCAUCCUAAGAGUCUCAUUGAAAACAUUCCAUUUGGGCAAUUUCAACGUCUCAAGCGCAUCUGCAACUCUCAAACGGACUUCAAUACCCAAGCUACGGAAAUGCAACAGCGGUUCGUUCAAAGGGGCUACAAAGCAAAGACACUGAGUGGGGCUCUAACACGAGCAAAAACUUUGGACAGAAGAAAUCUUCUCAUAAGGAGACAGCGAGCUCCAUCACAAACAAAAAACAGAAUUUUCUGUACUUUACAGUACAGCAACAUGGCAUACAAAAUCAAAAACGCCAUUACAAAAAACUGGUCCAUACUGGCUUGUGACCCUUCACUGGGCCCCUUGUUCUCUGAGCCCCCCAGGUUUGCCUUUAAAAAAGCCCCCACCCUCAAGGACAAAAUCGUCAAAAACUAUUUGCCAGCAUCAAAACUUGAGACUUUUUUCAAAAAACCCAUUGGCACCUUCAGAUGUGGGGCAUGUGUCCAUUGCACACAGAUCAAUCGUUCUACACAUUUUAUGGACUCUACAUGCACCUACACUUUUAAAUGUCGUUCUUUUGCAAACUGUAAUACAACACAUGUGGUAUACCGACUGGACUGUGUUUGUGGGUGUUUUUACAUUGGUCGCACAAAAAGAAAACUGAAAGAGCGUUUUGCAGAACACAAAUAUGCUAUCCGUAAAGGAAACAUGGAAUAUCCGAUUGCAAAACAUUUCAAGAACAUGACCCACACAAACAUUAAUGAACUCACAAUCAUGGCAAUUGAAGUUAUUGAGAACACUCCCCGAGGGGGUGACAGGUUGAAAAGAUUAUUGCAGAGGGAAACCUUCUGGAUCCACUCUUUGAAAGCAACUGUGUUCCCUGGACUAAAUGAAGAAAUAGACUUUUCUCCGUUUCUGUAAAUAUAUUAAUGUGUUCUGAAUGAUUGUCUUUGAUGAUGAGGGUUUACUCACUGUUUCAUGCCACUGUUUCCUAUUCUACACACAGUGCCUUGCAGUCAGUAAUUUU